AUGCAGCUCGCCUCGAACGCGAUUCUGAACGCUCUCUGGGACCUCUGGGCUAAGGUUGAGGGCAAGCCGCUCUGGCGUCUCGUGGCUGACAUGACGCCCGAACAGCUCGUCGGCGUCAUUGAUUUCCGAUACAUCACCGAUGAGAUCACGCCCGAGCAGGCCCUGGCUAUGCUGAAGGAGAAGGAGAAGACGAAGAGCCAACGUCUAGCUGCUGCUCUCGAAGACCGCGCUGUGCCGGGUUACAACACGAGUGUCGGGUGGCUGGGUCUCAGCGAUGAGGAGGUCGAGGCGGGCAUCAAGCGUGCCGUCGACGCGGGAUUCAAGCAUUUCAAGCUCAAGGUUGGACAGGGUCUCGAGACCGAUCGCAAGCGUCUCGGCAUGGUGCGGAAGGUCGCCGGCGACGACGCUGUUAUCAUGACCGAUGUGAACCAGUUGUGGGACAUCGACUACGCGAUCGAGUACAUGCCUCAGCUGGCGGACCUGCGCCCGUGGUUCAUCGAGGAGCCGACGUCGCCGGACGACAUUCUCGGCCAUGCGAAGAUUCGUGCAGCCCUGAAGCCGCACGGCAUCGGCGUCGCUACAGGCGAGCAUGUCAACAACCGUGUCAUGUUCAAGCAGCUUCUGCAGGCCGACGCACUUGAUGCCGUGCAGCUGGACGCCCUGCGCCUGUCGGGCGUCAACGAGAUCCUGGCUGUCUGCCUGCUCGCGGCCAAGUUCGGUGUGCCUGUCGUCUGCCACGCUGGCGGAACUGGCAUGCCCGAGCUGUGCAACCACAUCGCCCACUUCGACUACGUCGCCAUCUCGGGCAAGCAGAGCAUUCUCGAGUACACGGACCACUGUCACGAGUACUUCACGCAUCCUGCCGAGUUCUCGAAUGGACACUUCCACGCCCCCAGGGAACCGGGAUACUCGACUCAGCUGACUGAUGAGGCGUUCGCCAAGUUUGAGUGUCCCGAGGGAUCCUUCUGGAAGAGCGACAAGGGUCAGGCGAUGCUGAAUGACCCGUGGCGCGGAUGCGCGGCCGAGCAGACUAGCCCUAUGAAGUAG
Trichosporon asahii var. asahii CBS 2479 is the source of this 1047-nucleotide messenger RNA. RefSeq lists its product as uncharacterized. Gene Ontology annotation, biological process: carbohydrate catabolic process; amino acid catabolic process. Gene Ontology annotation, molecular function: hydro-lyase activity; magnesium ion binding. The transcript has a single exon. Lineage: Eukaryota; Fungi; Basidiomycota; Tremellomycetes; Trichosporonales; Trichosporonaceae. Bases 1 to 1047 code for a protein of 348 amino acids. The record is from RefSeq and is a predicted model, not a curated record.